UUCAGUCUUCCAGUCAUGUUCUUCAUUUGCCCCGAAGCUGUAGCGUUCCGAAAUACUAUCUGUUAGUACUUAGCAGCCACAACACCUUCUCUUACUUGUCUUGCUCAAGGGCAAAGAAGAGUGGAAGCAAUCUUAUUUUUAUUAUGGUGUUUAGUUGAUCGUGGUGGAUGCUUUUUGAGAUGGAUCUCAGGCAUUUUAGAAGUGAAUUCUUGCCCACAACACUUAAUCCAUCUUCAACCUACCUCCAAUUUUCUCCCCUUAGACCUUUGCACAAAACCCUAAACCUAAAAUUCCAAUCACAGAAACGCUUUGCAGUUGUUUCAUUCUCCCAAAGGCCUAAAACAAUUAGUGAAUUCUCAAUUUUGGGGCAGAAUUCAUGGUGCACAAGGGACCUCAGAUCUUAUGCUGGCCGUAGCAAGAAGUCUGGUGGUGCUGGCUCCUCUGGCGGUCGAAUUGAAGGCAAUGCCGAGUUCCGGAGACGGUUGAAGCGCAAUGCCAGGGCAAGAAGCAAGAAAUACGCCGAGUCUCUAUUCUACCGGCUGAAAAACCCAAAGGGGGGUGGGAACUAUCCCGAUAACUUCACCGAGGAUGAGCUCCAACAAAUUGGCCUCGGCUAUGAUCGAAUGGUCCGGUUCAUGGAGAAGGAUGACCCAAAUUUACGUCAUCCGUAUGAUUGGUACAAAUAUGGUCAAUAUGGACCCUAUUCUUGGCGUGGAGUUGUUGUUGGCGAGCCAGUUCGGGGUCGGUUCUCCGAUGAGUGUGUGACAAUAAUCAGUGAAGUGAAGGACCAUGAGGAGUGGGAGCAGAUUGAACAAGGUGAAAUGGCUGAAGAGUAUGGGGAAAAAUUGAAGCAGCUGGAUCAAAGUAAAUUAAAGUAUUUUUGGGUAUUUGUAAGGCACCCAAGAUGGAGAAUUUCAGAGCUUCCUUGGCAACAAUGGACGUUAGUUAGCGAAGUAGUGCUUGAAGCUGGUAAGCAGAGAUUAGAUAAGUGGAAUUUGAUGGGUAGACUUGGGAACAAGGCUAGGUCAUCGAUAGGGCAAUGUGCUGCAUGGAUGAGACCUGAUAUUGUAUAUGUGAAGAAGCCAGUUUUCCAGUGUAGGUUUGAGCCACAGGAUGACUUUUUCAAGCCAAUAAUUCCAUUUCUGAAUCCUAAAACAGAACAGGAUUUUCUUUUUGAGUUAGAGAAUGAUGAUGGUAGUGUUGAGUUGUGUACUUAUUUUGGUGGAUUGUGUAAGAUUGUGAAGGUAAAUCAAAAGGCAUUUGUCGAUGAUGUGGUGAAUGCAUAUCAGAAAUUGAGUGAUGAGAAAAAGUCAAAAUGUUUGGAGUUUCUGUUGAAAAAUCAUCCAGUGGAAUUGUUGCAUCCAUAUACUAAAGAGUGGAAGGCUAAGUUGGAAGAGAUGGAGCUGGGUUGUGAUGCUCCUGAUGAAGAAGAUGAUGCUAUUGUUGAUGAUCCCGAUGAAACUGAAGUUCUAGAUUGGAUUGAGGAUGAAGGUAGUGAUGAUGAUACUAACAUUACCGAUGACGAUGAGGAUGAAGAGGAGCUGAUUGAUGAUGAUGAUGAUGAUGGCGAUGAAGACCAAGAUCUAGUCAUGGACAUGGAAGAAAGUGAAGAUGGAAAAUUUCAUGCCAUGGAAGAGGAUACACUUGAUGAGGAUGAGAAGGACUUUAACUGGAAUGAGGAGUUCCAAAAGGCAUUAAGUAGUGGAGAAGCAAUGGAGAAUCUGGCAAAGAAGGCUCUUGAGUUCAAUAAGAAGUUGAAUAAGAAUCAAUUUAUGAUGAACAAAGUAGAGGAAGAAACAGCGCUCUCAGUAGAUGGAGACGAAACUGCCUUGAGAGGCAAGCGAGCAAAGGUCAGUCAAGAAGAGUGGAAGUAUAUUGGAGUUGGUCCAUGGAGAAAAAAGAUUAAGAAGAGCAAAAUUCCUCCAGAGCUAUUUUUGCGAGCGGUUGUUAGACCAUUCACUUACAGAAAUCUUGUUAAAGAGAUUGUUUUAACUAGGCAUGCAAUUUUGGAUGGUGAAAUUGGUGCCUAAGUUUAAGACAUUUGUCCUUAAUGGGGAGGCCAUAGUGUUGUGUACUUGUGUAGGAAGGAUGUUGACAAGUCUUUAGAUGGUUCAGCAUUAUUCAAUUCCCAUCAUGUUGUUAAAGUUGAGAAAAUAGAGUAGACUGAAAUAUUUUUAGUGACUUGUCUUUUAUGCUUACCUAGUUGCUGAAAAGAAUGAAGUAUAUGCAUAUAACAGCAGACAACAUCAAAUUUGGAUUACUUGAAAAACUAUUUCUAUUCA
Glycine soja is the source of this 2282-nucleotide messenger RNA. RefSeq lists its product as uncharacterized. The coding region runs from base 168 to 2030 and encodes 620 amino acids. The record is from RefSeq and is a predicted model, not a curated record. The transcript has 2 exons. NCBI's taxonomy places the organism in Eukaryota, Viridiplantae, Streptophyta, Magnoliopsida, Fabales, Fabaceae.